Brachypodium distachyon (stiff brome) is the source of this 2133-nucleotide messenger RNA. RefSeq lists its product as uncharacterized. Lineage: Eukaryota; Viridiplantae; Streptophyta; Magnoliopsida; Poales; Poaceae. Bases 101 to 1786 code for a protein of 561 amino acids. The transcript has 10 exons. The record is from RefSeq and is a predicted model, not a curated record.
AAAACGGGCCCCCCAUUGGUGUGAUGCGCUCGACCCAAAAUGGACGCCGUACCAUGAGGCCGGCGGCAUAAAAACCCUAGGCACUUGGUCGCCCCGCGCCAUGGCCAUGGCCACCGCCACCAGCUACACGCUCCGCCACACCCCGCCUUCGCCGCCACCGCGACUCCACGCUCCGCUACUUCCGCAGCUCCGCCGCCGUGCGACAGCGAAGGUGGCCGCCAGCUGGGUCACAGCCGGCGGCGGCAACUCGGACGACGGGCUUGGCGGCUGGUGGCUCCCCGAGCAAACGGUGGAACACCGGAGGGCAGGGUUUGGGAGAGCUCUCGCUGUGGGAUUGGGGACUUCCGCGGCAAUCGCGUUAGCCGGGAUUACGUGGAACUCGCCAUCCUCAAGAAAGUGUUUACAGCAACUUAUUGAUGUCCCAGUACGAUAUGUUCAAGAGAAGUUCUCAUUAUCUGAGUCAGCAGAAAUUCCCAAAGAUGAGGCAAUCGUGAAAGAGUCAGAUGCUAUUGAUGUUUUGGGAAUAACUGUUGAUGAGAAUAGUGACGCAUCAACUGAUGAUUCAAGCCGACAUCGAAUACCAGCUCGUGGUGACCGUGUUUCUUGUAGAAUUCCAGCAGAUCCCAUGCAUGAGGAGUCUUUGUCUAUACUGAAGAAGUUACAGAUAAUUGAAAACGAUGCUGGCUCCAGUGAAUUUUGUACGCGAAGGGAGUUUGCAAGAUGGUUUGUUAAAUUAUGCUCAAGAUUAGAGAGGAAAAGGAGGCACAGGAUCAUUCCUAAUCUAUUAAUUUGUGGUUCAGUCGAAAGUGCCUUUGAUGAUGUAAAUUUGGAUGACUCAGAUUUCUUAUAUAUUCAAUCUUUAGGAGAAUCUGGCAUUGUGCCUAGUAAGUUAUCCAGCUUCUGUGGAACAUUUACAAGUGACUCUCUAAGUGCCAAUCGAAAUGCCAACUUCCAACCUGAUAGUUAUCUGUCACGUCUUGAUCUUGUUAACUGGAAAGUACUAGUGGAACAUCCAUUUGCAUCAGAAUUAGACCAAAAGAUGCCGAGUAAAAAUGUUCACACUUUGGAUUUGAGCGCAUGGCCAGAUGUAUCAGCAUCCAUACUGACAGACUUGAUUGGUGGCGACCACAGCAUCAUCAGCAAAGUUUUUGGAAACACCAGACGCCUUCAACAUCAUAAGCCUGUGACAAAAGCACAAGCAGCUGCUGCACUGACCAGUGGUCGGAUGGAAGAAGUAAUACGCGAUGAAUUAAAGAGACUCGAAGUGGAAAAUGAAUCCCGACUUUCUGUUAUGGGUGAAAUGAUGGAAGAGUUAAUUGAGAGAGGGGAUAUAAGGCAAUAUUGGGAUUGCAAGAUGAAAAGGGAGCAAGAUUGUGGGCUUGAAGUUGAGAAGCAUCUUCAAGAUGUGUUUCAUGAGUUAGCAAAUGAGAGGACAGAUCGAGAAAAGGAACUUGCAGUCUUACUGAAAGAAAGAACAGCUUUAGAGCAUCAGAAUCAGGAACUCGUAAGUUUAAGGUCAGAAGUUGAUAGCAUGUAUGAUAGAUUAGCCAAUGAGAGCAUAGAGAUCAUGGCUGAUGAACAGAAUCUGGAAAAGUUAUCCUCUGAUAUGAGCAGCAAGCAUCAAGCUGUCACUGAAGCUAAAUCGUAUCUUGAAGCUGAGAAGGAAGCUCUUACUAUGCUAAGGUCUUGGGUGGAAACUGAAGCAGCACGCGUGCAUGAACGAGCCAAGGUACUUGAGAAGGCUGUGAGAAGAUGGCGAAUCCCAGCUGAUUCAGACUGCAAUUAACAUGCCAUCUUAUUUGUUUUAAGUUACAACCUGCUGUAAAAAAAAAUUGGUGCUCUGUAUUGGCAACGGUUCUGUUGAGUUACAUAAGUUAUUCCAUCAGCAGUAUGGAAUACGGGUACCUGUUAGGCUCUCAGAUCCUGGUUUCACUUCCGCUUUUCUAAGUGGCUUUCUCUUUCUGUUCCUCUCCAGCAAAGCCGGUUGAUCCAUUUAUUCCAUUUUUCGUGGUUGAUGACCGCGGGAUUCAUGCUGUGUUGAUGCUUGCUCAUCUGAAAGAUAAUGUUGUGGGUUUGUUGGUACAAGGGUGUAUUAUUUGGAUAGGAAACGAUGCCGUUGUAUUCCCUUUGUGA